Molecule: messenger RNA, 2250 nt
Organism: Mercenaria mercenaria
Lineage: Eukaryota; Metazoa; Mollusca; Bivalvia; Venerida; Veneridae
Product: heat shock 70 kDa protein 12A-like
Exons: 2
Coding region: 994-2067 (357 amino acids)
Source: RefSeq, a predicted model, not a curated record
AACACGUUUUGUAGGAGAUAAGACUUUAUAUGCUGUUAAUGUUUCUGUUACUUAUUCGCAUUUGAAUAAGGAAUAAGUAACAAAAUGUAAUUAGUUACUUAUUCCUUUUUCGAAAAAGGAAUAAGGAAUAAGUAACCAACUUUCUCGUCAUCAAAUCAGUGCUAAAUGUUGAUCUAUUAAUCAAAGAUACUGGAAAACUUAGUUAUCUAAACACAUCGUCAAACAAUGACACGUUUUUCUUGAUAUCUCACUUCUAAACGAAAUAUCAAGGACUAGAACCCUUCGAUUUGAAAAAAAAAUGUCAGCUUGUACUUGCGCACGGUUAUAUCUGCUAAGCUGUUAUGGAAUUUGGUUGUAAUGAAAUUUGAUACGCGAAAUUGAUUAAUAGUUCAUCGGAACGACCUCACCUUUCAAAUGAAACAAAGAAAACUGACUCGCUCGCAUAAAUUUUACAUAAUUUAUUUUAUUAUUUUUUUUUGAAUUGUGCGGCCGAUCAACAAUAGCAAACUGUUCAGUAACAGCGUUUUAGACAUUACUUUAACUACUCCAACCUAUUUAAAUAUUGCCCCUAUUGGGACUGUGGCUAUUUCUAUUAACUGAAAUUGAAACACUUAAACGAAAGCUAUAGACAAACAUAUAAAAUGCACAUGAUCUAAGAAUACGACUACUUCGGAGAAGAUAGACUUCUUUUUAUUACAAAAUUACUUUGGAUCACUUGCCCUUUACCUGUGGAAUCAACAUAAACGGCAUCUUACCUUGUCAUUUUUACGUAAAUGGUACGUUAUAUAUACACAAAGUUUGCUGCAUAUAAAAGUAUGCAAGUUUAUAUAAUCAUACAAACUAUCUUCUUCAAUGUAUCUAUGAACCAAUAUCUUUUAGGCUGGAAUAGAAACCGAACGCUUAAAAUUGGCUUAUGAAGCCGCAGCAGCCUCUAUUUUGUUCCAGACUAUCAAGGAAGUCAAACCAUGCCUUUUAGAACCAGGAAACCAAUACAUGAUCAUUGAUCUUGGAGGCGGGACAGCUGAUAUUUCCGUGCAUCAGAAGCAGACAAACAACAAAUUAAAGGAACUCCAUCAAGCCAGCGGCGGGCCUUGGGGAGGCACAGUUGUUGAUGACAACUUCUUAAUAUGGCUGACAGAUAUAUUUGGACGUCAAAUCAUGGACACAUUCAAAAAAAAAGAAAUGGAAGACUAUUUUGGCUUACUUAGAGAAUUUGAAAUUAAAAAGAGAAGCAUGGAUCCAGAAUCCAAUCAAGUAAUUACCAUGCGAUUGCCAGUAUCACUUACUAAACUUCAUGAAGAAAUUGCACACGUUACAUUAGACACCAAAAUUGACGACAAGGGAUUAAAGGAAUUUGUUCAAUUGAGAAAUGAAAAAAUGAGAGUCCAUCCUUCUAUUGUCAGGACAUGGUUUGAUGUACCGAUCAUUAAUUUGAAAAGUCAUGUCAAAGAUGUUCUUUUAAAAGAAAACAUGGAAAAGGUCGAAAUGAUUUUUCUAGUCGGAGGAUUUAGUGAAAGCAAAUAUGUACAAAAAAGCAUAAAGGAUGCUUUUCCAAGAAAAAAAGUUAUUAUUCCUGAUGACGCGGGUUUAGUUAUGCUGAAAGGUGCUGUAUGUUUUGGGUACACGCCGAAUACCAUAUCCUCAAGGAUCAUGCCCUUUUCAUAUGGCUUGCAUACAUCGCAGGAAUAUGAUAAGGUUCAGCAUGCUGGUGCUACAGUUAAAAAGCUAGGCGGCGUUAAAAAAGCUGCAGAUCUGUUUGAUGUAAUCAUACAUGCCGGAACAAGGGUAGAAAUUGGCAAAACAAUUCGCAAAGGGCCCUACAAGCCGAAUAAUCCAGUUAAGACAGUAUUAGAUAUAUACAGAACAAAAGAGGAAAAUCCGAAAUACAUAAAUGAUCCUGGAUGUAUACGUGUAGGCAGACUUAACAUUUCACAUCCAGGUGGUAAGUCGCUAGACGAUAACACACUGAGCGUGGAUUUUACGUUUGGUGACGCAGAACUAGUAGUGACAGCAGAAAACAUCAAAAAGAAAAAACUGUAUUCGACAUGUAUUGACUAUGUCGGGUAGGUUUAAGAAAUCAUCUGCUUGAAAAAAACUUAGCAGAUUGUGUUAAAAAGGAACUCUGACUUUGGGAAGAAAAUUUUUUUCGUGAUGAUAUACGAAUAUACGCAAUUACUUUUUGCUCCAUAUAUUAUGUUUCAAGUGACGUUCUGCAUGAACACGAAAACUAAAUAUAUAUAUAUAAAAGAG